Molecule: messenger RNA, 2941 nt
Organism: Aegilops tauschii subsp. strangulata
Lineage: Eukaryota; Viridiplantae; Streptophyta; Magnoliopsida; Poales; Poaceae
Product: probable inactive receptor kinase At2g26730
Biological process (GO): protein phosphorylation
Cellular component (GO): plasma membrane
Molecular function (GO): protein kinase activity; ATP binding
Source: RefSeq, a predicted model, not a curated record
AUAAACCAGCUCUACCCGUUAAUGAUCCGAAACACCUUAAAAUUGGCCUAAACUGAAGCUAGAUUGCUGAUCGAUGAACCAAAAUCAUAAGUCAACGUGAAGGUUUGUUAUAAGAAAAAACUCGCCACUGGAAAUUAGAGGAACAAAUGAGUGGUAUGGCAUGACUGAUUGUUAUUGAAUAAUAGGUUACUUACUGGAAUUGUUAUGCAUUUGAAAAAUACAGAAAGAAUACGUCUCAAUUUUUAUUAUUGGGUAGAUGAGAGUAGUUGUCAUUAAAGUGCCUCAACCUUCACAGAUAAGGCACCCAAUUCUUCUUCUUCUUCUCCUUGUUGUUCUGGCAGUUGACCAUGGAGGAACAAGUUAGCAACUCAUGAAAUAAAGUAACUAUCUGUUCUUUCUUCCACUUCGAUUACAUGGCGAUGCGUGCAGCAAAGUAUGAAAAAGAUGAUUCAUACUUGGUGUUGCUGCAUCUGUCCUUAAGAGGUUAAGUUGUCUCUCAACAUUUUAGUCAAGGCUAGCAGAGGAGUUCCCAGUUAUUACUUUGAAAAAUGGAUCAUCGAGAACACGUGUUAAGAGAACUAAUCCAAGGAAAUGAUAGAUCAAAAUGGAUUGCACACAGCAAUCAUGAUGUAAAAUGCUUCACAGAAAAUGAGAUAAAAAGAAUUACCAACAACUACAAUACUGAACUUGGGAGAGGGGCCUUUGGAGUAGUUUACGAAGGAGUUCUUGAGGACAGAAGUAUGGUUGCAGUCAAGAGGUUUAUCCACAAUCGAAAAGAAAACUUUGCCAAAGAGUUGACUGUUCAUCGUGAAAUCAACCACAAGAAUGUAGUCAGACUGAUCGGCUACUGUGUAGACGAAAAUGCCCUAAUGAUGGUCACAGAGUAUAUUCCUAAAGGAAACCUCAGUGAUGCCCUUCACCACAACAGGAUACCCAUCACUUUGGAAACACGACUAAGAAUUGCCAUAGAGUGUGCAGAGGCAUUGGGAUAUGUGCAUUCUCAAAUGUAUACCCAGGUAAUUCAUGGUGAUAUCAAGCCUGCUAAUAUACUUUUGGAUGACAAGCUCAGAGCAAAACUAUCAGAUUUUGGAAUAUCAAGACUAGUCAACACUGAUAACACUCUGUACACUGAAAAUGUGAUAGGGAGUGUAGGUUACAUGGACCCUUUGUUUGCUCUGAGUGGCCGGCUCACGGCAAAGAGCGAUGUUUAUAGUUUUGCGGUUGUCCUCUUGGAACUGAUCACGAGAAAAAAGGCAAGAACAGAUAAUGUGGGAAUCAGCCUAGUUGAAACUUUUACUCAAGCUCUCGCAAAAGGGACCAGAGGAGUGAAAGAGAUGUUUGAUCCUGAAAUUGCAAACCGAAUUGACAUGAAGACUAUCGAAGAGAUUGGAAAGCUAGCAGGUGAAUGUUUGGCUAUGGAAACCGACAAGCGCCCUGAUAUGUUAUCGGUGGCAAUGCGUCUUCACAAACUCGCGGAAACUCCACACCAGGGACAACAAUGGUUGUCUCCGUUCUCUUGGGGAAGGAAACACAAACCAAGCAGUGGCGAAAUGAUUGUGGGCUUUGGCUCCACAGAGACAGCUCUUAAGCUGGAGCUGAAGGACCUUCUUGAAGCAGUUCCUGAAAUUCUGGGCACAGGCACAGUCGGGACAACCUACAGGGCCAAAUUUGAGAGUGGAGCCGAGCUGGUGGUCAAGAGGCUCAAGGGCGUGCACUUGCGGAGGGCGCAGUUUGAGCAGCGCGUCACGGCGAUUGGCGACAUCCGGAACGAGCACAUGACGCCGCUGCGGGGUUAUUACUAUAGCAGUGAUGACAAGCUGCUAUUGUAUGAUAACAUGCCCAUGGGCAGCCUAUCAGAAGCGCUCCACGGAGAGCGGGGUUCUGGCCAGGCUCUGCUGGGCUGGGAGCAGCGGCUGGCCAUCUCCUAUGCUGCGGCGCAGGGUGUUGCGUCUAUCCACUCAGCCGGGCCAUCGAGCUGCCAUGGUAAUAUCAAAUCCUCCAACGUUCUGUUCACCAACACUUACGAUGCUUGCAUAUCAGAGCAUGGCCUGACAGCACUCGUCAGCCGGCCUAGCGAAUCAUCGGCCUACAGCGAUCCAGGGAUCACUGGUCGUAAAUGGUCAGUCUCCCAGAAGGCCGACGUGUACAGCUUCGGCAUUCUGUUGUUAGAGCUGCUCACCGGCAGGUUUCCAGGACCAGGCCGAGGGGUUUCUAAUUUGAUGAGGUGGGUGUCUAGUGUGAUUCGUGAGGAAUGGACAACGGAGGUGUUCGACGAGGAGCUCCUGGAGCAGCAAAAGGACGGCCAAGAGGAGGAAAUGAUGGAGCUCCUGGGGCUCGCCCUGGAUUGCUGCCACAGAUAUGAAACGGGGAGGCCGACAAUGUCCGAUGUUGUGCAGCAGAUUGAAGAAAUCCGACAGUCCGUACUGUGUACGGAAUUCUAGUUUCAGUCAGCAGUGCAUGAUUGUGCAUUUGUGCUAGUUUAAAUCAGCGCUUCAUCCUUGUGUUGAAGACUAAAUUAUCCUUACUUUUUCACACAGAAGUAUCUGAAUUUUUAAUAUCUUUUUAAUAUCUUAUACUCCCUCCGAUUCAUUUUUAUAAGUCGUUUCAGACAACUUAAAAUGGACUGUUUUGCACAUUAUCUAAAAUGUCUUCAAGGUCUUAUAAAAAUGAACAGAGGAAAUAGGUAAUGCUUGCAAAAGGGCAAACUAGUACUGUUACUUUAUAUUUCCGUUGGACCCUUGAUCGCUGUUGACCAAAUGACGCAAUUUAUCUACUAACAAUCACAUGUAUGUGCAUUCACAAACAAUUACUACAUAUUCUAUCUAUUUCCUUAUCUGAUCUCACACGCGAAUGAUACAUUUCGGGGCACUAAAUAUAACAAAAAAAAGGCUUUCUCUUCGCUUUAUAUAUAAAGCAACGAUUACCAACAACUCAGUAUAAA